Haliotis rubra (blacklip abalone) is the source of this 1360-nucleotide messenger RNA. Its product is annotated as L-proline trans-4-hydroxylase-like. The coding region runs from base 103 to 981 and encodes 292 amino acids. The record is from RefSeq and is a predicted model, not a curated record. The transcript has 9 exons. Lineage: Eukaryota; Metazoa; Mollusca; Gastropoda; Lepetellida; Haliotidae.
UACAGAGCUGUCCUGUUGGCAGAGAUAACAGUGAUCGGGUUACGCUGUUGUUGUGGUCAAGGUUGUCUGGAACUGGGACAGUUGCGACACAAUCACGUAACGAUGUCGACGGCGUCAGAAUUCACAUUUGACAACAACUUCGACGUUGAUGACAAUGUCAAAAAAGCCUACGAUGACCAUGGGUACAUCAUCGUCAGAGGCUUGCUUGAUAAAGAGGAAAUGGCCCAACUCAAGAAGAACGUUGACGACCAUAACGCCAUUUCCGAGAAUGCUUACGGGCUUCCGGAUGGAGAUGGCGGAGAGGGGAAAAUGGUUAUUUGGAGCCAUCCCGGAAAUGACGUCACGGGCAUCAUAGCCCGAAGUGAAAAGGUGGCUGGAUUUUCAGAAAAGCUUCUUGGCGGAGAGGUAUAUCACUACCACAGCAAGUUAACGAUGAAGAACCCUAACAGUGGAGGCAAGUUCAUCUGGCACCAGGAUUACGGCUACUGGUACCAAAAUGGCUGCCUAUUUCCGGACAUGCUCAGUGUCUUUAUUCCGGUUGAUCGCUGCGUGAAGGAAAAUGGCUGCCUCGAGAUUCUCGACGGCUCCAACAGAUGCGGGCGAAUUGAACACAAAUUCCGAGAAGGCCAGCACGGAGCGGAUAUGGACAGGGUUAAUGAAAUAAGGAAGCUUUGUCCACAUAAAUAUGUGGAGCUGGAACCAGGGGACGCCCUGUUCUUCAGUUGUCUCCUCCUGCACACCAGCGGGUCCAACAACAGCCCCCUGAGACGCUGGGUCUUCAUCCCCUGCUACAACAAAGCCAGCAACGACCCCGUGUAUGAGCAUCAUCACCCACAGUACACGAAACUGUACAAGGUACCCAACAGAACUAUAAAGGAAUGUCGGAACUACACUGACGUCAGCGGGAAGGAGUUUAUCGAUGUCAAGAAGGACAAAACUGUGAAGGUUGGGUCAAUCGACAAGGAACAGAAGCAAGGAUGAAGACAUGGCCCCAUCACCUGGCUUUAUGCAUCUACGUAGCUGAUAUCCCUGGAUUAUAUUCCUUUGUAUAUUCUUUAUACGUUUAAGAACUUUAACUCUUGAGUAAAUAAAUGGAAACGCAGUAAAAUACACUUUUAUCAAUUUAACCGAACGAAUAAUUCUCAAUAAGAUACACUUGAUGUAGUCAUUUAAGUCAAUUGUUUAAUUGAUAUAGAUAUGACUAAUGUUUAGAAAAACCUGGAGGUCGUUGACGUAAUUUUUUAAAUUUAUUUUGAUGAUGUUACAGCAUGAAUAUUUGAAUGAUCAUAUUAUUUCCUGCUUUGUAGUUAAUCCAAAAAGUUGAUUGAUUAUCAUUGAAUAAACAUAAUUGUACAAUGGA